Messenger RNA from Lolium rigidum, 1791 nucleotides. Its product is annotated as xyloglucan galactosyltransferase KATAMARI1 homolog. Gene Ontology annotation, molecular function: glycosyltransferase activity. The record is from RefSeq and is a predicted model, not a curated record. Lineage: Eukaryota; Viridiplantae; Streptophyta; Magnoliopsida; Poales; Poaceae. The transcript has a single exon. Bases 1 to 1791 code for a protein of 596 amino acids.
AUGAGGCGACACCACGCGGCCGACCUGCCGCCGUCGGUGGGCGGCGACAUACUGAAGGCGACUAAUGACAAGUUGGGGAAGUUCGACAAGGGCGGUGGCCGCUGCUCCCGCGUCUGCUCCCUCCUCAUCCUCGCCGCCACCGUCUCGAUGCUAGCGCGCCACUGCUACGACUUCGGCGUCGCCGGCAGUAGCGCUACCGGCACCGUCGCGCGCGUCGAGCACGGCCUUUCGUCCUCGCGGCACCGCACCCGCAAGAUAAACCCGAUCGCCCGCGGCAAAUCGCCGUUCUCCGAUCCUUUCAUCUCGCCGCCGCGUGACGCCGGCCACACGAACAGUGGCAAGGCAUUGCCCGAUCCUUUGGCCGCGUCGGUGCAGGUCGAUACUGGCUCGUCCGUCAUAGGACCUAACGGUGGAGGCGAGCAGCGCGGAGAGCACGCCUUCGCCCGCGCGCUCGCGGCGGCAAACGACAGAGGAGACCUGUGCGGCGACCGGUACAUCUACGUGCAGGAGCUGCCUCCCCGCUUCAACACCGACUUGCUCCGGGACUGCGGGACGCUCUCCCCGUGGGCGGACAAGUGCAAGCACACGGCCAACGGCGGCUUCGGCCCGCAGCUCAGUGGCAGCCAGGGCGGUGUGCUCCAGGAAACCGGAUGGUACGACUCCGACGAGCACAUGCUCGACGUCAUCUUCCACGACCGGAUCAAGCGGUACGAGUGCCUCACCAACGACUCCUCCCUCGCGGCCGCCAUCUUCGUCCCGUUUUACGCCGGCCUCGACGUGGCACGACACCUCUGGGGGCACAACGCCUCGUCGCUGGACGCGUUGGCGCUCGACAUGGUGCGCCUGGUGACCGCGCGCCCCGAAUGGCGCGCCAUGGGCGGCCGCGACCACUUCUUCGUCGCCGGCCGCACCACGUGGGACUUCCGGCGGCUGGGCAAUGGCUCCAUCGGGUGGGGGAGCAGCCUCCUCCGUCUGCCGGCCGUCCGGAACAUGACGGCACUAGUCUUGGAGGCCAGCCCGUGGAACCUGAACGACGCCGCCAUCCCGUACCCGACAUCCUUCCACCCGGCGACCGACGAGGGCAUCUUCUUCUGGCAGGACCGGGUGCGCGGUCUGAAACGCCAGUGGCUCUUCUCCUUCGCAGGCGCGGCGCGCCCCGAGGACGCCAGGUCCAUUGCAAGCCACCUCGUGGAGCAGUGCGCGGCGUCCGCUGCCUGCUCGUUGAUGGAGUGCAGGAAGGGGCCGGGCAACAGGUGCGACUCCCCGGCGGGAGUCAUGAAGCUCUUCCAGAGCUCGACGUUCUGCCUACAGCCGCAAGGCGACACGUACACGCGCAGAUCGGUGUUCGAGGCCCUGCUCGCCGGCUGCAUCCCGGUCUUCUUCCACCCCGGCACCGCGUUCGUGCAGUACACCUGGCACCUGCCCAAGAACCACGCCGAAUACUCUGUCUACAUUUCGGAUGAAGACGUCCGCCGCAACGUGAGCGUGGAGGAGAGGCUGAGGAGGAUACGGCCGGACGACGUCGAGAGGAUGAGGGGAGCGGUCGUGGGCCUCAUCCCGGCGAUGAUCUACAGCGACACGUCGUCGAAGCUUGAGUCGACUGUGAAUGACGCGUUCGACGUGGCCGUGGAAGCCGUCACUAGGAAGGUGACGAAGAUCAGGAAACGCAUCGUGGAGGGCCUUCCGGAGGAUGAGAAGUUAGAGAUGUAUAGUUGGAAGUAUCCAUUGUUGGGAGAAGGGCAGAAGGUUGAAGACUCCCAUGAAUGGGACCCAUUGUUUGCCUCCAAUUAG